AUGGGCAUAACCGAGGUCGCUGAUAGAAUAGCUUUGGCAGUAUUCGAGUUUGAUGAUGAGGCUGACCAUUGGUGGGAGUUAAUCAAGAACACUCGUGACGUAGCGAGCCUAUCAUGGAACCAGUUCAGGGAACUGUUCCUAAAUAAAUAUUUUCCAAAUACGGUCCUUCGAAAUCGAGUCAAGGAAUUCCAAAACCUGGAACAAGGAAACAUGACCGUGACCCAGUAUGUUGCAAAAUUUGAAGAACUAGCCCGUUACGCAGCUAGAUUUGUAGCAAAUGAUGAAGAGAAGGCAAAGAUGUUCGAGUGGGGGUUGGACCUUACAAUCAGGGGAAGAGUUCUUCCGCAACGACUCCCCACAUUUGCUGAGGUGCUGGAUACGGCGUUAGAGUCUGAGAGGGAAGUAACAGACACUAGAAAGGCUUGGAACAAGAGGAGAGGGAGUCAGAAGUCUGUUGGACCUCAGAGGAACCAAAAAGGAAACAUGAUGCCAAAGCCCUACUCCAGACCACAACCACAACCACAACAGCAACAGAUCCAAAGAGGAGGCUAUCAACAAAGGCCGACGGGACAAAUCCAGUGCUUUCAUUGCCAACAAUAA
Messenger RNA from Camellia sinensis, 600 nucleotides. RefSeq lists its product as uncharacterized. The record is from RefSeq and is a predicted model, not a curated record. NCBI's taxonomy places the organism in Eukaryota, Viridiplantae, Streptophyta, Magnoliopsida, Ericales, Theaceae.